AUGCUCCAAGCCGAGAGUCGGGUGUUUAUUCACCGCUCUCCGCCCGGCAAAAAAAAGUCUCCCGAAGACACCGCAGGGAGUUCGGCUUCACCUAUCGUCAAUCAUUGUCUCGACUCAUUUUCCGCCACGAUGAUGAGUGCUAAUGGUCUGAAAGGGGCCAGUGCAGCCGCUGCUUUUGCUCGGCAGCGGCUUGCCCCUUUUCCCGGGUCUUCUCGAUCGCUCUCUACACUACGCGCUCAACGCGUGCGCAUUCCCAAUUCGAGGGGUCAAUUACCUUCAGGGCUUUCCAAUAAUGUGACCCGAUGGGCAAUGCCUGCCGUCGCUGGCGCUGGAGCCAUUCGUUUCAACUCUACUACUCCCAGCCCCGAGCCAACUCCGGAGACCGCAGCCGGCGAAUUAGCAGACAUCGACCUGUCUACCGUCGAUAUUUCCAAGAUCCCCGAACAUAUUGGUUAUUUGAAGGAACUUGGCUUGACCUUUGGCUGGGGUACCUCGACCAUGAUGGAGUGGACCCUGGAGCACAUUCACAUGUGGAGUGGCUUGCCCUGGUGGGCCAGUAUUGUCUCUUUGGGUCUUCUUGUUCGAUUGGCGCUACUUAAGCCAUCGAUUGAUGCGUCUCACCAAGCCGCUCUCAAUCACAACAUCAAGCCUUUGACCGGUCCUCUUAGAAGUCAGAUGCUUCAGGCUUCAAAGGACAGCAACCAUAUGGAAGUCGCGCGGACAAGAGCUCAACUCCAGGAAAUCCACAAACAGCACGGAGUUUCUAUGUGGAAGUCCUUUCUGCCAAUGAUUCAGGUACCAUUAGGUUUCGGAAUGUUCCGAGUUAUCCGUGGCAUGACCAGUCUGCCUGUCCCAGCUUUAUUAACCGAGAAGACUCUCUGGCUAUCGGACCUGACCUUAGCGGACCCUUACUACCUUCUCCCUGCUAUCAGUGCAUUCUCCAUGUACUUGACUUUUAAGAAAGGAGGAGAGGCCGGCAUGACAGAUCUAUUUAACACCUCAGCGGGCAAGAGUUUGCUAAUUGGACUGCCGUCAAUUUCCUUCGUUUUCAUGAGCUGGAUGCCAGCCGCUCUUCAACUUUACUUCGUAGCCACUGGUGCCUGGGCUGUUGGUCAGUCUCAUAUCCUCAACAACAACAGCUUCCGCCGACUUAUGAAGAUGGAAAUUGCGCAAAAGUCUAUCAAUACUACGGAGUAUGAGGACAGCUUGAAGCAAUUGACAAAGCGCCUGCAAGAGGAUCGCCAACAACGACUUCACGAAACUACGGAACAAUUCAAAUCUCAGGUUGAUCCUAAAACUCACAGCUUCAUUGACCGAUUGAUCAAGGGUGGCAAGGACCAUUUCAAGAAAGUGAAGUCUGAAGCCAGCGAUAAGUUGAAAGAGGUCUCUGGCAGCGGUGCGGCUACUAAUGCUGAUGGCUCGCCGGCAGCGAAGCCUCGUCUUACUGAUGCCCAACGUAAGGCAGCAUUGAAGGAUGAGGAGCAGCAAAUGGCCUGGAACAAGGAAGAGCGCGAGCGCCGCAAUGAGGAGCGCCGCUUAGCUUUCAAACAAGCUAUGAGCAGGGACAGGAACCGGGCGAAGCGCUCAUACGAUAAGAAACAGUGA
Messenger RNA from Penicillium angulare, 1605 nucleotides. Its product is annotated as membrane insertase OXA1. NCBI's taxonomy places the organism in Eukaryota, Fungi, Ascomycota, Eurotiomycetes, Eurotiales, Aspergillaceae. The transcript is spliced from 3 exons. Gene Ontology annotation, molecular function: membrane insertase activity. Bases 1 to 1605 code for a protein of 534 amino acids. Gene Ontology annotation, cellular component: mitochondrial inner membrane. Gene Ontology annotation, biological process: protein insertion into mitochondrial inner membrane from matrix; mitochondrial respiratory chain complex IV assembly. The record is from RefSeq and is a predicted model, not a curated record.